AUGGCCAGCGCGAAUCCGGCUCCGGCCAUCUUCCUCGCCGCCUUGGCGGUGGCGGCGGCGGCGCAGCUCGCCGCCGCGGGCUUUGCCACUGACCUGUACUGGAAAGACCCGCAGCCGGCGCCUGGCGCCGUCACGCCGUACAAGACGUCGGACUGGCAGGACGGCUCCGCCACCUUCUACGGCGCCUCCUCCGGCAUCGGCGACGACUUCGGUGGCGCGUGCGGGUACACGUCCAACGACAUCCUGUCGCUCUUCUCGACGAACACGGCGGCGCUGAGCACGCCGCUGUUCGUGACCGGCAACGGCUGCGGGCAGUGCUACGAGCUGCGGUGCGUCAAGUCGCCGUGGUGCAACCCGGGGUCGCCGUCGGUGGUCCUCACGGGGACCAACCUGUGCCCUCCCAACUGGGACCUCCCCAACGACAACGGCGGGUGGUGCAACCCGCCGCGCCACCACUUCGACAUGGCGCCGCCGUCCUUCCUCAAGCUGGCGCAGAGGGUCGCCGGGAUCGUGCCCGUCCAGUACCGCCGCGUGCCGUGCCAGCGGACGGGCGGCGUCAGGUUCUGCCUUCAUGGGAACCACUACUGGCUGCUGCUCUACGUCAUGAACGUCGGCGGCGCCGGCGACGUCUCCUCGCUCUCCGUGAAGCGCUCCGGCGGCUCGGCGUGGAUCCAGGCGGCGCACAACUGGGGGAUCACGUACCAGGUGUUCGCGGCGCUGGACAACUCGGUGGGCCUCUCCGUCAAGCUCACCACCUACAGCUCGCCGCAGCAGACCAUCGUCGUCGACGACGCCAUCCCGCCCUGGUGGACCACCGGCCUCUGCUACCAGGGAUCAAACAACUUCUACUAA
Molecule: messenger RNA, 852 nt
Organism: Oryza brachyantha (malo sina)
Lineage: Eukaryota; Viridiplantae; Streptophyta; Magnoliopsida; Poales; Poaceae
Product: expansin-A17
Exons: 2
Coding region: 1-852 (283 amino acids)
Biological process (GO): plant-type cell wall organization
Cellular component (GO): extracellular region
Source: RefSeq, a predicted model, not a curated record